This is a messenger RNA of Hipposideros armiger (great roundleaf bat), 351 nucleotides long. RefSeq names its product N-cym protein-like. The transcript has a single exon. Lineage: Eukaryota; Metazoa; Chordata; Mammalia; Chiroptera; Hipposideridae. The record is from RefSeq and is a predicted model, not a curated record.
AUGCAACACCCGCCCUGCGGGCUUGGCAAUUGCUUAGCAUUAAAAAAAAUUCCCGGGAGCUCCGGGGGUGUAUGUUCAGUAGUGUGUGUGUGGGAGGGAGCGUUGGGGGGGGGGUUACAGAGGCACCUAACUCAUCCCCCGCCUAGACUGCGAUAGUGUGCUGCGGCGCGCGAGGCCGACGCCCAGCAAGGCCUUACGGAGGGGCUGCCCUUGUGGGAUCAAAGGACGCUACACCCAGGGUGCAAAAUGGGAGGAAGAGGACGCGCCCAUUUAGGAACGAGGCCGCAGGAUGUUUCUACUUUUAAAUUGAAAGGAGAGGGGCGCCCCCCUUGUUUGAAAAUAAAUAAAUAA